ACGGCCGCCGCCGCCGCCGCAGCCGCCACCGCCGGCCGCUGGUGGGGGGCGGCGCCCCAGGCCUCCGCAGACGUGAUGAACCAGCUGUGCCGCGUGUGUGGGGAGCCAGCAGCGGGAUUCCAUUUCGGUGCCUUCACCUGCGAAGGCUGUAAGUCUUUCUUCGGCCGGACGUACAAUAACCUCGGUUCCAUCUCCGAGUGCAAGAACAACGGGGAGUGCGUGAUCAACAAGAAGAACCGGACGUCGUGCAAGGCGUGUCGGCUGCGCAAGUGCCUGCUGGUGGGCAUGUCCAAGAGCGGCUCCCGCUACGGCCGGCGCUCCAACUGGUUCAAGCUGCACUGCCUGAUGCAGGAGCAGCGCCAGCAGCAGGACCACCAGCCGCUGCCGCUGCCGCUGCCGCCGCCGCCGCCGCUGCCGCACCCUCUGGAGCCUCCGGGGCCCGCCAGCUCUCUGGGCAAGGCCAAGCCCCUCCUGUGGGGAGACGCCUCGCGGGUGAGGCACGCCGCCGACGCCGACAACAACAACGUAUUUCCUGACAAGCAGCACCAGAGGGACACGACGCCGUCGCCAGCUCCGAUGCCACUGAGGGGUUUCGCGCACGCGCAGCAGCAGGGCGGCUUCGGGUCUCAGGACGCGGCGGCGGCGGCGGCUCUGUGGGCGGCGAGAAGCUCGCUGCUCGUGCCUCCGCACUCGCACCCCGGCGUGCCGCCCUUCGCCCUGCCCUUCCUGGCGUCGCCCUUCCAGCAGACGUCGGCGGCUGCGGGGGGUGGGGGUGUUGCCGCCGCAGCCGCCGCCGCAGCCGCCGCCGCAGCCUUCUACCACGCGCCGUCGCCUCACCGCAACUUCUUCCUCCCCUUCGUGCAGUCCCUGCAGACCCCCAGGCCCGUGCAACACCAGCGGCCCCUAGCACUCGAGGCCAGGCUGUCGUCGCCGUCUUCUUGCUCCUCGGCGACGUCGUCUCCCCCACCGCCUAACGCGAGGCACAAGGGGCCUCUCAACCGGCAGCAGGAAGGCGAGAAGUCCGCAGUGGCGCUGUUGUCGCUGGGUCCCGUCCAGGAGCAGCCCAUCGACCUGUCAGUGAAGGGCGACGAGAAGGGCGAAGGCUCGACCAGGUCGUGCAGCUCCGGAUCCUCGUCCCCUGCCAGUGGUGGUGCGGCGGUAGCACAGGACUGUGGCAGCGACGCUGCCUUCUCUGGCGCAGAAGACAGCAACGGCAAGGCGACGGAGAGUGAAGACAGCGCCGUCGACGCUUCAGCGUCACAGACGCCGGCCGCGAGGACGACGCCCCUCGACCUGACGACCAGGUCUUGACACGAGACCUGAGUGUCACUCUUACGCAUUAUUGCUCCACUACACACGCUGACGGUCGUUUGCAUUCACUGGGAGAAUAUGAAUACUGGGAGCAACCAAGAGUAGCCGGACACCAGCCUGAGACUACGUCAUACCUUUUCAACUGACUAUCAAGUAUCUAACACAGGCUCGCACACUACUUCCUUUCUCGCAGAUACCGUAUACUUCCUAAUUUCACAGCUGCGGUAUGGUCGCGAAUCGAACAGUCAUCCAGAAAGUGUAGAACAUAUUUCUUUAAUUCCAACUGUGAUUGAGCUCAGCAUCGUCGCGCUAUGAUGCUGAGCUGAUUUUUGUUUAUCUUUUGACGAUGCCACUAUGGCUCCUUUAUACUAGGAAAUGUUUUUAAAACAUUUCUGAAGAUAGUCGUUGCUGAGCGAAACCUAUAGUCUGAGGUCCUAACAAGUCUGUCACACACGAAAAAAAAAUUUUUUUCUGUACUUCCAAAUUGGUACUCAACGUUUCCUGAAGAAUAAAAGAAUAAUUCUUCUCAUACAACUUUUAAGUGCUAAUAUAUCGAUAUCUAUCUCCUGAACUUGUAAUGAGUUAACAAUCCUGCAAAUUUCAUAAUCUGCAGUCAUAUUUCAAUCAGGUAUGCAGGGUGAAUCAGGGGGAAAGGUACAUAGUUCUAGAGGUGAUAGUAUAGUGAUGCAGAACGAAAAACUUCAUAAUGACGUAUGCGCUAUUCCGAAUAGUUUCCUAGAAAGAACACAUUUAAUGUUGGAGUAGGGAUCGUACCUUGCGUAUGUUUUCCUUGCAGCGCCACAUCAGACGCUAUAACUGGGUUAUAAAUGUGCUUAUUCAACCAUUUAAUUACUUACGUUAUGUCCCAUCGAAUGAACCACAAUGUGUAAUAAAUUUAUUAAAAGGCUGCAUCAUAGAGAUAAUUUUUCCAAAUUCUGUAUUUGGCUCAAGGUGCAAUGUGGUCUUGAACCAUGAACCACAGCUUAAAAAAGGUGGAUAAGUCACAUGAACACACUUCACUGAAAAUAGACUGAACAUCAUAAUAAGCACACAUAAAAGCAAUUUUUCUGGUUAACAAAUUAGGCCGAACAUUCAUGUUAAUAAACGUUCAAAACCAACAAAUUACUUUCAAUGUUUAAGCCUACGUAGCAUUUUUAUAUUAUUAAUCUAUAUUGCCCUAUUGUAAAUGACUAUUACAACGUAUCUUGCGUCAUGAUCAUGGGCCAAUAUCACCAACUAGGUCAAGGUACAAUUUUUGUCCUACUUCAAUAAAUCAUUAACGUAACCUGAAAUAAUAAAACGGCGGGAAAAUUCACAGCACGGUUAUUGAGAUAAAUGCCUAUCAUAAUUAUUAAAUACUUAAUUUUAAUUUCAUUUGUGCAUAUAUAGCUGAAAUAACAUUAAAUUAAGAACACAAAAACUUCCUUUUAGGAGGAAAAAAGAUAUUUCUAAGAAACUAAAAUAAUUGCUCCUUGUUCUUCUCACUAGCUGUACUCGCAUCAUAGUAGGCAACUAUCGGUGUGAAGCAGGCUGAAGUUAGAGAUAACGACCACAGAUACAAGAUUACCUCAAUGUACACGCGUCUCUAGCUACAAAUCUCUUCCCCAUAUCGUUAUUUUUUAUAUUAUUCAAUCAUUGUCAUUGUUUACAAUGUACCACAGUCGUGUAGAGGAAGAUGAGACGAACAAUUCGAGGCAGGACACUUGCGACCUGCAAAUUCGGGAAACUACCUCAAAUUAACCUACUAGGAGUACCUAAGCUAAGGCGCAUGCGCGUAGCGUGAGAUUUUCUAUAUUGUCGCGCUCUCUUGGCACAUACUAUUAGUGUUAAAGAAGAAACGAAUAGGACCCAUUUUGUAGGAAAUUUUAGUUGAAUUUUGCACUGCGACACGUUUUCGCUGGAGGCUGCGGUUUACGAGUAUUGAAGAUAAACCUUCAAAAGUAAUAUUAAAUUUGUUCUGUCUCGGAAACCAUUCGGAAUAGGGCAUAUGUCCAUAUGAAGCUUUUUGUUCAGAAUCACUAAUACUAUCACCCAUCAAAGCCUGUAACUUCCAUCCUGAUUCACCCUGUAUGUACUUAAUAGUGGCACAACGAUGUUUCUGUAAGGUGUAUUGAACGAACUCGCAAACUUUCGUAUCCACAAAUGAUCUAUUUCAGGAAACAAAUAACACACAUUAAGAGAUGAUAGUAAGGAAAAUAACAUAUACACACAUGCUCUGUGUGAGGCCUCUUUCGAGAAGUCGCUGUUUGAAACUACCAAGAAUGACAAAGCCGUAGUUACUGAAUUGACUCAUCAUUCUUUGUUUACUUUUACUAUCUAGUUUUUGUUUAAAAAGCCGUCACCAAUUCUACUGCGUUAUGUAGCUCGCUUGGUAAUGUUGUGCAUUGUUAAAAGACGCUGACGUUCUGAGCUUCCAUGAGGUAACACUAAAAGAUGCUCUUGUUAUUAUUUCACGUAAUUGCGAACGUCUCUUGUACGAUUGCAGUAGAAUCAUAGAAAACAGAUGUUGUUGAAUUCUCUAUAUAUUAGCCUUUGAUAGACAAGGGGACGAUGCAUUGCUUAUUCCGUCACAUGUACCCCAUUUGAAGUGCCUCCUCUCUCCAGUUGGCGCUACUACUCUACAUGAUACUCUUUAGUACAUGUUUCUACGCAGGAAACAGCAUUGAUUAACACGUAUCUACAACAGCUAACGCUAGCGAUGGAUUAUUUGAAAUUGAAGUAAAGAAGAAUCGUGAACAAUUAACAAUAAGCAACUAACUGUUAAUUUUAUACUAUCUGCACAUUUUCUACUCCUGGCAGUGGGAAGUACCUGAAUAUCGAGGACCUCUGAGGACGGAGCAUGUGUUUAUAUGAAUAUUCCGCUCAAAACUGUGCUUUCGAUCGAGUUACAAAGAUGUGGUCUUCGAAAUGAUUUCCGUUUAGCUCAUUACAAUUUCUGUAGGAUUAUAUACAUUUUUUAAAGGCAGUUGUUUCAAUUUGAACGUGAGCUCGUUGUCUUGCGGGGAAAUAACAGUUUAGCGUAAGCCGACAAUAAACAGUAAAAUCUCCCCCC
Messenger RNA from Schistocerca americana (American grasshopper), 4363 nucleotides. Its product is annotated as zygotic gap protein knirps-like. Gene Ontology annotation, molecular function: sequence-specific DNA binding; DNA-binding transcription factor activity; zinc ion binding. Lineage: Eukaryota; Metazoa; Arthropoda; Insecta; Orthoptera; Acrididae. The transcript has 3 exons. Gene Ontology annotation, biological process: regulation of DNA-templated transcription. Bases 76 to 1311 code for a protein of 411 amino acids. The record is from RefSeq and is a predicted model, not a curated record.